Leptosia nina is the source of this 2439-nucleotide messenger RNA. The record is from the annotation of a GenBank genome assembly. NCBI's taxonomy places the organism in Eukaryota, Metazoa, Arthropoda, Insecta, Lepidoptera, Pieridae.
AUGACCUCAAAAAGUAGGAAAAUAAUUAGUGAAGAGACAUUAGAGGAAGAGGAAUUGUUUAAACAUUGUCGGGAGGUGGAAAUUGUUUGUUAUGCUAUAAGUAAAGUGAUCAUUCAAGCUAGUAAUAAAUGGAGUGGUCCUGGAGCGAAAUCGAACUCCUUAUCGAACAGGAAUUAUAUUAUGGAAUUGGUGAAUAUACAGGUAUUAGAUCAGAUAAUAGAGUAUUUAACGAAACUAGUCAAAUCCUUUUACAAAUUGAAUCCGAAGCUAGCUAGACUAAAAAAGGAAAAUGCGCUAAUGUUGAGCAAACACGACCACGCUUUUGAGAAAUUGUGUAGCAGACGCUUUAUUAUGUGUCAAGCCAUUAAUGAUUUGAUUACGACGAUAUUAUCGACCUGUCUCCGUAGGGAAGACUCGAGGAAGAUGAUUGAGUCUUGCUUAUGUUUGGUAGGAAUAUACAAUAAUCUAACGGGAUUGAGUUACAAAAAGUUUGCUGUAAAUUUCAAUGUAUGCAGCAAUACCUACCCUUGUGUCAUCAGUGAAACUAAAGCUAUCACACUAACAAAAAUAGUUCAGAUUUUGUCUAAGAGUCGCACGGAAGUGAAUUGCCACCGGCUUAUCAACUGCUUGGUACAAAUGUACAGCCCGGAAGAACAUACAGACAACGAAUCGACAUCUAGCAGCGCUGAUAGUCUGGAGAUUUACCACACCCUUACAAAACACAUAACCCCGCCAUCUUCGUCUGUACCAAGGCAGUUGGAUCUAAAGAAACGCCGAGAAGCGUUCAUCGAAAACAAAAAGGCGAAGAUGAAACAAGCACAAAGCCUUAUUGAAUCGAAAAACGGUCACAAGAAGCUAACAGAUAUUUUGAAUCCGCAAAAUUCCGACUCUGAAAUACCGUACACAUCACUCCUGAGCAACGAAUGCGUUUUGGAUAUAUUUCUUAAUGAAGAUAACGUUAACAGUGUACUUCAAAGCGAAGAAAUAUACAUUGAGAUAUUACUAGAUACUGUAGCAAAUAUAUCACCGAUAUUAUUGGGUACUAAGGGUGUUAAAAAGCUUAAAACAGGCAGGUUACAGGCAAGCAAGAAAGCAGCACAAAAAGUGACGGAAUAUUAUCAAAAUAUUCUUUGGGGUGACGUCGGCAGUUGUCUUGAACAUAUUGUUUUAUGGUGGUCUUCAUUUCCGUUAGCCACAAGGUCACCGAGCGUCAGUCAACAUCUUCGAGAAUGGCUUUUUUCAACUUUCAAUGUAAAUAAUACUCCAGAUCUAAUACUAUCAGCAUUAAGGAUUUUAGCAGACGCCUUAGGUUGUCAUGUAACAUCUUCGUCGUGGGAUAAGCAUUUUGGUGCGACACUGACGACAAACUUAAAGCCUACGUCUUUGAAAGCGUAUCCAGAUCUUUCUAUAACUGUGACAGAAGCUACGGAAACUGGAGCAAAUUUCGCGGUCAUGCUUCAAGAGUUAGUAUCUCUGAAUAACCACUGUGAAGUGACCUGGGACUACAUAAUGGGCGCUCCUUUAGAAGACUUGCCGAUUGUCGAACAAAUACCUAUAUUGCAUAGACUCGAUCAUUCAAUCCACACUUAUCGUUUAUGGUGCCUGGCUGAAACUCGUCGGCUCGUGAAUAAUUGGGCGAUGGAUGAUUUCUUUCGCAUCGCUCAAAACGACAUGACCGCUUGCAUGGAGCAAUUAAAUAAUUUGAGAUUCGCCGACCACACUACUACUAUAGAGUCAGGAAAAAUCGGUGUCCAUGAGAACGUGUGUGCAAAAAUGCGAGAAAAACUGGUGUCUGAAGUGAAAGUGAAUAUUCAGAAAUUAAAGGAUGCGACAGAAGAAAUAACAUUUAUGUUAUCCUCUGUAUGUGGCACGACGAGUCUCGCGCACUUAACUAUGAUUUUCCCCUGUAACGCAGACUGGAAAAGAAUAACUGAAGCUCUACCCGAACACUCUGUAUAUGUCCACGAAUUUUUAGAGAAAAUGCUACAUCCUGUAAUAAAAGCGACAACCGACAUCACAACACUGAAUAUGAUUCUAAGGAUAAUGUGCGAGUCCUGGCUGCACCAUAUCUACGUGGCUAAAGUGAAGUUUACGAAAGAAGCCGCGGUCCAACUAUUAGCUGAUUUUAACGAAGUUCGCGUGUGGUUGAACGAAUGUAAAACUCUUUCUGCCACAGCGAGAAAGCAAAUGUUACAAAAUGAAGUUUUAAGACGCUGCGAAGGUGUCGGUCGACUACUGUUGCACGCGCCGGGAGAUUUGAUAUCCAUGCAAGAAUCUACAAUGCCGUCUGCGAAAAUACGCAGAGACGAUAAUGAAGCGCCCGACCAACUGAUGCCAGCGGAGAUGUACGUGCCAAAUCAAAAACAAUGGCUUACACUCCGCGCAAGUAAACUAACAGGACCAGUCGCCUUUACGCUUUGUUGCUUGGUUCUAUAUUGA